Rotaria socialis is the source of this 240-nucleotide messenger RNA. The record is from the annotation of a GenBank genome assembly. Lineage: Eukaryota; Metazoa; Rotifera; Eurotatoria; Philodinida; Philodinidae.
AUGGAACGUUUAAACAAUACAUUAACGAUGAAUGAGUCAAAAAAUGAUCAGGACACCAUCGAUGUCAAUAAUGCUUUUAUUGAAAGUCCAACGAAACAAGAUGAUAGGCCAGUGAUCAGGCGAACAUCACGUGACUUGUCUCGAAAAAAACUAGCUGCCUUCGUUUCGACGGCUAUUGCCAUUGGUGUCAUAAUAUUAGUCAUUAUAAUACCUAUUUUAGGUCUUCGAAAAAGUGGUUGA